AUCUCUCCCCAUUUCUAUUAAAUAUAUUUUUCCACGCAGUCACUCCAAAUAUUUUCCCACGCAGUCUUAAGACUUUAAUCCGAAGCGCACAGUAUUUUUCCACGCAGAAACCUUCCAGAAACGAGCGGAAAAGCGUCCCCCAACCCAGCACACGCUGACGACACACCGGCGAGGCAGACAGGCAGAUCAGCCGCACCUCCCCAGUCCCCCUUCCCCACCUACGACGACCGCCGCGGACGAAUCAAAAAAGCUUCCUCCUCCCGGCGUCGCCUCCGCGCGUGGAGGCGACGAUCCAUUCCGCCCCCCGUAGGAUUUUGCUCCUCCCGAUCCGGACGUCAGAUCUCGAGUGGCGGCACGCGGAUCUGGGGGUUUCUCUAGAGGCGGCGGCGGCGGCCGGAACAGGGGCAGAUGGCGCUCUCGGGGAUGCGGGGGCUCUCGGUCUUCAUCAGCGACAUACGCAACUGCCACAACAAGGAGCAGGAGCGCCUCCGCGUCGACAAGGAGCUCGGCAACAUCCGCACGCGGUUCAAAAACGAGAAGGGCUUAUCACCAUACGAGAAGAAAAAAUAUGUAUGGAAAAUGCUUUACAUUUAUAUGCUGGGUUAUGAUGUUGAUUUUGGGCAUAUGGAAACUGUCUCGUUGAUAUCUGCACCAAAGUAUCCUGAGAAGCAGGUUGGGUAUAUUGUGACAUCUUGCUUACUGAAUGAGAAUAAUGAUUUCUUAAGAAUGGUAAUAAAUACAGUAAGGAAUGACAUAAUCGGACGAAAUGAGACCUUCCAGUGCUUAGCAUUGACAAUGGUAGGUAACAUUGGUGGUAAAGAAUUUUCUGAGUCACUAGCCCCAGAUGUCCAGAAACUUCUUAUUUCAAGCAGUUGCCGUCCUGUUGUCAGAAAGAAGGCUGCUCUAUGCCUUCUGCGGCUUUAUAGGAAGAAUCCUGAUGUUGUGAAUAUUGAUGGCUGGGCUGACCGAAUGGCACAACUUCUAGAUGAGCGUGAUUUAGGUGUGCUGACAUCUGUCACGAGUCUUUUUGUUUCACUAGUAUCCAACAAUGUUGAAGCAUAUUGGAAUUGUCUUCCUAAAUGUGUGAGAAUAUUGGAGAGGUUAGCAAGAAAUCAAGAUAUUCCACAAGAGUACACUUACUAUGGAAUUCCAUCUCCUUGGCUUCAGGUUAAGACAAUGAGAGCUCUUCAGUACUUCCCUACCAUUGAAGAUCCCAACGCAAGACGAGCUUUGUUUGAGGUUUUACAGCGCAUUUUGAUGGGUACUGAUGUUGUUAAAAACGUUAACAAGAACAAUGCCUCACAUGCUGUUCUCUUUGAAGCUCUUGCUCUGGUCAUGCAUCUGGAUGCUGAAAAGGAGAUGAUGUCACAGUGUGUGGCUCUUCUUGGGAAGUUUAUUGCAGUCCGGGAGCCAAACAUUCGGUACCUUGGUCUGGAAAACAUGACUAGGAUGCUGUUAGUAACAGAUGUGCAGGAUAUCAUUAAAAGGCACCAGGCUCAGAUCAUCACAUCUUUGAAGGAUCCAGAUAUCAGCAUUAGGAGAAGGGCUCUUGAUUUAUUAUAUGGCAUGUGUGAUGUUACAAACGCGAAGGAAAUUGUGGAGGAGUUGUUGCAGUACCUUGAUACAGCAGAAUUUGCAAUGCGUGAAGAGUUGUCUCUGAAGGCAGCUAUUCUUGCAGAAAAAUUUGCUCCGCAACUAUUGUGGUAUGUUGAUGUUAUUCUUCAACUUAUAGACAAAGCUGGAGAUUUUGUAAGUGAUGAUAUAUGGUAUCGAGUGGUACAAUUUGUUACGAACAACGAAGACCUACAGUCAUACGCUGCAACUAAAGCGAGAGAAUAUCUUGACAAGCCUGCUUUACAUGAGACGAUGGUCAAGGUGAGUGCCUACCUUCUUGGGGAGUAUGGACAUCUUUUGGCCCGGAGACCUGGCUGUAGCCCUAAGGAAUUGUUUGCUAUUAUAAAUGAUAAACUUCCUACAGUAUCGGCAAGUACUGUAGCUAUUCUUCUCUCAACCUAUGCCAAGAUAUUGAUGCACACUCAACCUCCUGAUGUUGGACUGCAACAACAAAUCCUCACAAUAUUUAAAAAGUACGAGAGCUAUAUUGAUGUUGAAAUACAACAGAGAGCAGUUGAAUAUUUUGAACUAAGCAGGAAAGGUCCUGCUUUGGCAGAUGUGUUGGCUGAAAUGCCAAAAUUCCCUGAACGUGAGUCUGCACUGUUGAAGAAGGCUGAAGACGCUGAAAUUGACACAGCAGAGCAAAGUGCCAUAAAGCUACGCAGUCAGCAACAAACAUCUAGUGCUCUUGUUGUAGCUGAUCACCCCCCUGCAAAUGGAUUUGCACCACCAGUUAAUAAUCUCACUCUUGUGAAGAUGCCAAGUCAAACUGUUUCUGACACUCAGGAGAGUGGAGUAAGUUAUGAAGAAGCUCCUAAGCCUCCUGUUGAAGCUCCCAAAGAAAAUGGGACUCCUGUCGAAGUGCAGAACAGGGACACAAACAUUACUGAAAUCAACAAUGAGAUUAAAGCUGAACCUCCCUCUACAUCCCAUUCUACCUCUCCCGGAGACCUCCUCCUGGCAGAUCUUUUGGGUCCUCUUGCGAUAGAAGGCCCUCCUGCUGUAGAGCAAAAUCCUGCCCAAGGAUUGAAUGCUAAUCAAAGUCCAGCUGGUGACUUGGCACUUGCUACCCUUGAUGAUCAGUCCAACUCAGUUCAGCCAAUUGUCAACGUCGAGGAGAAGUUUCAUAUUUUGUGCACAAAAGAUAGUGGGGUGCUGUACGAGGAUCCUUACAUCCAGAUUGGCUUGAAAGCGGAGUGGCGUGCCCAUCAUGGCCGUCUUGUUCUUUUCCUGGGUAACAAAAAUACUUCAGCCCUUACGUCAGUGCGGGCGCUGAUUUUGCCUCCUAGUCAUUUGAAAAUGGAACUUUCGUCAGUUCCUGAUACUAUUCCUCCAAGAGCGCAGGUGCAAGUUCCCCUUGAGGUUGCGAAUCUCCUUGCAAGUAGAGAUGUUGCGGUUCUAGAUUUCUCGUAUGCUUUUGGGACUUCACUGGUGGAUGCCAAACUUCGACUCCCUGUUGUAUUGAAUAAAUUUUUGCAGACUAUAACUCUUACCCCUGAAGAAUUUUUCUCCCAGUGGAAAGCGCUUACUGUUCAUUCGCUGAAGGUUCAAGAAGUGGUUAAAGGUGUGAAACCCAUGCCUCUUUCUGAGAUGGCUAAUCUUUUCAUGAGCCUUCACUUGGCGGUCGCUCCUGGACUUGAUAACAACCCGAACAAUCUGGUUGCAUGCACGACAUUCUUUUCUGAAGCAACACGUGCCAUGCUUUGUCUGAUACGAGUUGAAACAGAUCCACAAGACAGGACCCAACUGCGGCUAACAGUUGCCUCGGGCGACCAAUAUUUGACAUUCGAGUUGAAAGAGUUCAUCAAAGAACAUCUGGUUGAUAUCCCAAGGACUCAGGUCGCCCCACCUCGCGCAGCAGUCCAGCCACAGUUGCCUACUACAGCACCUGCCACAUACAAUGACCCUGGUACCAUGCUUGCUGGAUUGCUAUGAGAAGUAACCCGAAGGAAUAGUGUUUUGAUGUACAUGACAGUUAUUUAAUACGAGGAUCUAACAUCUCCACAAGCAUCUUGCUGCCAAGACGUACACGUGGAGCAACCAAGAAAGAGCUGGCGGAGUGUAGUCUCCAUGAGGAUUCUAAACCGAGAAAGAGCUUAGAUUCUUUUUGUGCGGUUUGAAGGCCCCCUCCCUCUCCAUGUAGCAGUUGCCGUAUUGUGUAAGCGUAACUUGUUGUUUCUCAUUAUUAUCAUCCCCUUUUGGUCCAUUUGUAUAACCUGUAUCGCCCAUGUCUGGUGGUGGACAAUCGGUAGUUUUUGUGUGUUAAUAUAAGGUGCUAGGUUUUCCCACCAUGCCGAUUGUAAAGUUGCCCUGGUGCGCAUUGCACUGCGAUUUGUACGGAAUAGGGAAGGAAAAAUUUAUAGGUUUUGCUUUGUGCAUGUUCUAUGGUUUGCAUA
This is a messenger RNA of Zea mays, 4010 nucleotides long. RefSeq lists its product as uncharacterized. Bases 409 to 3549 code for a protein of 1046 amino acids. Gene Ontology annotation, cellular component: membrane coat; AP-2 adaptor complex. Lineage: Eukaryota; Viridiplantae; Streptophyta; Magnoliopsida; Poales; Poaceae. The record is from RefSeq and is a predicted model, not a curated record. The transcript has 26 exons. Gene Ontology annotation, molecular function: clathrin-cargo adaptor activity. Gene Ontology annotation, biological process: clathrin-dependent endocytosis; intracellular protein transport.